AUGAUAUCAACACCGUCAAGAACAUGCAGUCAUCUACAGACUCGUCUGCUGGCACUCGUAGUGCUUAUCUGGAAGACAACUGCCUUUCCCGCGGGCGCUGGAAGUUGCCCAGGCGGAAUGGCGGCGGUGGGGGGAUCUCACUUGGCGGGCAGCACUGUGAUCAAUGGCACUCUGGAAGAUAACGAGAUUAACUUUAGCGUCGAUGGUGAUGAAAUGCGAGUGGAUCGUCCCUUGACUGUCUUUGUCGACCAACCUACACCUUUCUUGCUGAGAGCACCGUAUAACGGUGGUGGUAUCAAGGGCUUUUUGAUUCGAAUUUCUUCCGCUACUGGCAAUUUUGAUUUGACAAACUCUCUCUCGCCUCUUUCUGCCGAGACGGAAGAAGAAGAACAAAGAAUUAACACCAAACUGGAAGGAAAUUAUUGUGGAGACCAAAAAGCGGCAGGAUUGACCCAUAAAGAUGCCGAGCCCAAGUAUUUGAUUCGAGGAGAGAUACUCAUUACCGAAGUCAUUUUCGGACCAGAUAUCACUCUUGAUGUCACGGCGGUGAUGGAAAACACAGCCGAAAAAUCCGAGUUUUAUUACACCCAAUACAAACUCAAGGCCAUUGCACAAGAAAAACCACAACCCACAGAAUCUUCUGAUGGGCCGCAGCUUAUCACCAUCUCCAAUUCCGGAGCGGUCCAGACAAAGACGACAAUUACACUGUUGGUGGGUGUUGUGGCGACAGUGGCAGGAUGGAUCAUGCCGUAA
This is a messenger RNA of Seminavis robusta, 753 nucleotides long. Lineage: Eukaryota; Bacillariophyta; Bacillariophyceae; Naviculales; Naviculaceae. The record is from the annotation of a GenBank genome assembly.